AUGGCGACAUCUCUCGCCGCGCAGCUGGCGCAGAUUGCGGCCAAGUCCAAGAUUUCGCUGGACGUGAAGGCGCAGAAAGCACUGCAUGGCAAGUCGCUCAUCUUUGAGCCGCGGGUGGCGGCAGCACAGUCAUUCCAGACGGUCUUUGCGAUAUGCAGCGAGGGCUUUGACGAGCUGUGCCAGUUGGACGAGCGGUUUGUGCCGUUUGCCGACACGCUCUUCAACGAGCUGAGCCAGGACGAGGACCGCACGCAGAUGACGGAGGCGGAGAAUGCGGUCCUGGACAAGAAGAUUGAGGCGUUUCUGCGUCUGGCCGGGGCGCGGCUACGGCUGCUGCCGGCCAUCAAGGCGAUCGAGUGGCUGGUUCGGCGAUUCCAGAUCCAUGAAUACAACACGACAGCAGUGAUCACGACGUUUCUGCCGUACCACUCGAUACCGGUGUUUGUGACGCUGAUGUCGAUUUUGCCGACGAACCUGCCGCACGAGUACCGGUUCCUCAGUCCGUACGUGCGAUCGCUGACAGGGCCGCCACGAGCGGCGAUUGUGCAGCAUGCGACGCAGCACUUUGAGCUGCUGGUGACGCUGUCGGCGUAUGCGCUGACAGCAGCACGGGCGCAGCAGCACUACGGCGGCCUGGUGACGUUCUGGGGCGGGGUGAUGACGGAGGCCGUCAGCGGGAUGCUAGACGGGCUGCGAUCGGGCCACAAGAGCGUACAGUCGGACAACACGCAGACGGUGCUGCAGCGGAUGGGCCCGAUCCUGGGCGAGGCACUGGUCAUCAGCCGGGCACCGGGCAUGCAGGUGGCGGCGUACAUGGUGGUGGCGGUGUUUGUGAGCAAGGCCAACCUCGGCGACGCGGCCAUUACGGCGUUCAUGGAGCAGCUGGUGGUGGGCUGGACGGCCGAGACGGCCAAGCCGGGGCUGGUGUGUCUGGCCAUUCUGGCACAGCACCGGUCGGCGCGCCAGCUGUCACGCAAGGUAGCCAAGGCGGUGCUCCGGGUGGCAGACCUGGCAGCGUUGCUGGUGGAGAUUGGGCGGCAGCGCCGGGUCGACCGGCUGGCCAGUGGCCUGGUGCUGGCACUGACGGAGCGACUGGCCAAGAAGGCGGCAGUGCGCAGCCUGCCACUGAUCAAAGCGAUUCUGCUGGGCGGCGUGCUGCACGAGAAGCAGCUGGCGGUGGCGUUCAAGGCGCUGCUGCUGGCCGCCCACAGCAUUACGGACGAGACCGACCCAGCCGGCACGACACGCAAGGAGCUGGGAGCCAUGCUGGUGGUGCUCUCGCAGGGACAGGCAGAGGCCGGCGGCGACAUUAUCCGCCGAGUGAUUGCAGACGUCGACCUGGACAUUGAGGAGCUCGAGCUCAAGUUGGACGCCACGUUGCGGCCGCAGCCGGUCUUGCUGCUGGCAAACGGGGAUGGCGAGGCGGCCGGUGACGACGAGGCGGCCACCACAGCGUCUCCUACACUCGACGCGCGAAGACGAUUGGUGGAGCAGCUUAGUCAGCUUCUACUAUCGGCCGUGGCGGCGGGACAGGCCGAGCUAGAGCAGCUGGACAGCGCGCCGCUAUUGGGCCGAGCGGACGCAGGCUCGGACUGCUUCUACUUCAGCUUCCUGAUGCGCAUAUGGUCGGGGCCCUACCCGACACUGGCGCGCGUGGCAGCGCUGGACCGCGCAGCCAGGCGGCUGGGGCUGGACGACUGCACGGACGUGGACUUCCAGGCGCUGCUGCCGUACUGCGUGGUAGCGAUGGGCGAUCCGGCUAAGAAGGUGCGGCGGGCAGCCGCGCAGGUGGUGUCUGCGGUGGCGAAGCUAUCUGAGUCGUCGACGGCAGCCGCCGGAAGACAAUGGGGCACCACACAGCUAUACGAGGCGACGGAGAGUGUGAGGCAGGGCGCGGACGCGAACACGGGCUUGUGGCUGUCGACGGGAGCGCGCAAGAGCCUGCUGGACCUGCUGGGCGGAUCGGCCGACGAGGCGGUGCUGCAUGAGGGCCAGCUGUCGGCAGUUCUUAGGGACGCGAUGGAUAAGUCGUCGUCGUCGUCGUCGGGCCAGGGCCAGGGCCAGGGCCAGGGCCAGGGCCAGACCCAUCUAUCGCAUGGGACACGGCUGGCGCUGCUGCGGUUCCUGGCCGGCCACGCGGUAGCGACACCGCUGGUGGGCGUCAAGCUGCGACUGCUACAAACGAUCAACGAGGUGCGCGGCGUGUCGGGGACGACGAGGACGCAGCUGCUGCUGCCGGUGCUGCAGUGGUGGGCGGGCCUGAGCGCGAGCGAGGCACAGCAGGCAGUGAUCCGGGCUGCCGUGGACGAGUCCGAUCUGGAUGGUCGCUGCGUGGACGUGGUGGUGGCCAACGAUAAGGUUGGACUGGAGUGCUUGUUGGCCGUGGUGCAGCAGGGGAAGACGAUGACUAAGCGAGUGGGUCUCGUGCGAGCGGCUUUUGGGCGAAUGCGCAAAAUGUGGCCAGCGAUGAAGGAGGAUUUCCGGGCGGUGACGGCGGAGCUGUUGCUGGAUCUGGUGAUGGCAGGGGAGGGUCCGGACGAGGAGGCGGACGAGGGACAGAAGCUCGUAUCGGAGGAGGCAGCCGACGUGCUGCAGCAAGUGGAGCUGAGCAGUGCCAUUCUCGCGCGCUUCCUCGACGGCCUGCAGCAGCACGCGGCCAAGAUGGCGAGCGGGCCAGCGAGCAAGCGACGACGGACGAGCUCGAUGGGAGCGGGGAGCGGAACGACGACGAUGACGACGACGACGACGGGAACAACAGGAACGGCAGGCGAGCUGCGAGCGAUGCUGCAGCAGACGACGUUUGUGCUGCAGCUGGUGCAGGGGUCACAUCCGGAGGCGCACCCGACGCUGCUGCCGGCACUGUUCGCGGUGCUGUCAGAUCUGCAGGCGCUGCGGUCGGUGGUGGGCUCAGAGCUGGGCUACCUGCAGAACGUGGUGCUGGGCUGUCUGCUGGCGAUGAUGCCGGCCUACCAGGCAGACCGGCGGCUGCGGAUUGCGCCCUCGGUCGGACACGGCGACGUGCUCGUGAGCUGCAUCCACAAGUCGAGCUCGCCGGCGGUACAGAGCACGGCGCUGCUGCUGGUAGCCAGUCUCGCGCGCACGGCGCCCGAGGUGGUGCUGCACAGCGUAAUGCCCAUCUUCACACUGAUGGGCGGGUCAGUGCUGCGGCAGGCCGACGACUACUCGGCGCACGUGGUCAGCCAGACGAUCCGCGAGGUGAUUCCGCCACUGAUCGAGACGUUCCGCCGUGGCGCCAGCUCUGGCUCGGGCGUCGUCGCCCGCGCAGCCGAGCUGCUCUCCAGCUUCGUCAUCGCCUAUGAGCACAUCCCGGCGCAUCGGCGGCGCGAUCUGUUUCUGUCGCUGAUCGAGCACCUUGGCCCGUCCGAGUUUCUGUCGGCCGUGCUGGCCAUGUUUGCCGACCGCUACGGCGCAGCUGACGACAGCGACGUGGUCGCCUUUCUGGCCGAUCUUACGGGUGCCUUUCCGGCAGCCGUGCAGCUGCAGGCGCUCGUGCAGCUCGUCGGGCUCGCGAGCGACGUGUUUCAGCCGCGGCCGGCCCUGGCGGCCACGCUGCUCGGCCGCAAGGACGACAAGACCGGCAAGACCAGCACGGCCAGCACGACAGCCACCAACGACCUGCAGCCGGCAGCUCUGCAGGUGCUGACGCUGCUGCCACAGCUGCUGGCCAGCCGACGGCUCCGCGACGCCGUCGGCCGGCUGGACGAGGCCGACGAUGACAUGGAGACGGCCAAGAUCCGCGAGCUGUACGCGCAGCUGCUCGAGGACGUCCUAACGCUGGCCGGCACGAUCCAGGGCCGGGAGCGCAGCCAGAAGAAACCGGCCACGGUGCUGGGCGCGCUGCACGGCCGCUGCGGCGACGCGCUCGGCCAGCUGCUCCGGCUGCAGUCCAUCGGCGAGUUCCUCAAGGCCGUCGAGACGCUGCUGGACCGGCCCAGCAUGGGCGUGCGCCAGCAGGUGCUGCGGGCGCUCGAGGUGCGCGUCGACGCCGAGGCCGCCAACAGCCCGCAGGCCCGCACGGCGCUGCUGGCGUUUCUGCCGCAGCUCACCGCCGUCAUCCGCGACUCCGACGACGUGGCCUACAAACAUACCGCCGUCACGUGCGUCGAUCGCAUCGCCGACAAGUACGGCAGGCGCGACCUCGAGGCCGUCACGGCCGCUGCUGCUGCCAUUGCCGGUGACGGCUGUCUCGGCCAGCCGGAUCGCCGCCUGCGCGUCAUGGCCCUGCUCUGUCUCGCCUCGCUCGUCGACGUGCUGCAGGAGGCCGCCGUGCCUGUCCUGCCGGCUGCCGUGCCGCGCGCCCUGGCUUGUCUGCGCGAGAGUCUGGCUGCUGCCAGCCCGGAUGCCCAGCUGCACAAUGCCGCCUGCUCCUUCGUCAUGGCCCUCGCCCAACAUCUGCCCUUUAUGCUGACGGGCGCCGACCUCGACCAGCUGCUGGCCUGCUCCUUCAUCUCGGCCGAGACCGUCUUUGUCCCCGGCCACAGCGACACCGACGACGACGACGCCGCCGCCGACGCCGCCCCCAGCCGCCGCCACUGUCUCCAGCUGCUGGCUCGACAGGCCGACGCCAGCGUCUUGUUCGACGUGCUGCGUCGCAGCUGGCCCGCUGCUAUCGCGGCUGGUCACCGGGCCACGCUCGAGUGCGUCCACGUCCUCACGGCCGCCAUCGAUCGCCACACCAAGUCCACCAUUGUCAAGAACCUGCCGGCUCUGUCGGCCAUCCUGCAGGCCGCCUGCGACCUUCGCCGCGAAGCUCGUCUCGACGUCGCCGCAUCGACACCUGUCGCGCCCUCUGUCCUUCCCCACGUGUCGGCUGUCGAGACGGCCGUCCACACGGCCGCGCUGCACAUGGUCUUUAAGCUCAACGACGCCGCCUUCCGUCCCGUCUUUGCCGACCUGAUGGCCUGGUCCGACCGCGGCCUGCUGCCCCAGCCUGACCGGCUCGGCCGCUGUCUGCGCCAGCAGUCCGUCUAUGGCUUCUUGCUGCUCUUCUUUGACCGCCUCAAGUCGGCCGUCACGUCCUACGCCGCCUACGUCACCGAUGGCGCCGCCGCUGCCCUGCGCACCGCCCGCGUCGCCGACAGCGCUGACGACCGCCUUCUCUGGACGCGCGUCCUGCAGACCCUGGCUUCCUGCUUCGCCCACGACGUCGACAACGCCGGCGGCGACGGCGGCUACUGGCAGGUGCCUGCGCACUUUGCCGCUGUCGCGCCUGUGCUGGUGGAGCAGUUUUCCCGAGCACGUGACCUGACCGAAAUCGAGCCAGACGACCAGGAAGGAGAGCCUCUCACCCAUCUCACCCAUGCUGUCGUCCAGCUCGCCCGCGCCGCCAACGCGCCCGAACACCACAAGGAGCUCAACGGACUGCUCCUACGCCGCCUCCGCUCGCCCCAUGCGGCCGAGCGGCUCGCCGUCGUGCGCUGCCAGCAGGCCCUCGCCGAGACCGUCGGCGAGGAGUGGCUCGCCAUGCUGCCCGAGAUGCUGCCGUACAUGAGCGAGCUGCAGGACGACGACGACGAGGCUGUCGAUCGCGAGACCCAUCGCUGGAUCAACAUCAUCGAGGGCGUCCUGGGCGAGAGCCUCGAGACGAUGCUGCAGUGA
Messenger RNA from Grosmannia clavigera kw1407, 5619 nucleotides. Its product is annotated as ssu processome component. Gene Ontology annotation, biological process: maturation of SSU-rRNA from tricistronic rRNA transcript (SSU-rRNA, 5.8S rRNA, LSU-rRNA); positive regulation of transcription by RNA polymerase I. NCBI's taxonomy places the organism in Eukaryota, Fungi, Ascomycota, Sordariomycetes, Ophiostomatales, Ophiostomataceae. Gene Ontology annotation, molecular function: snoRNA binding. The record is from RefSeq and is a predicted model, not a curated record. The coding region runs from base 1 to 5619 and encodes 1872 amino acids. Gene Ontology annotation, cellular component: small-subunit processome; 90S preribosome; t-UTP complex. The transcript has 3 exons.